Molecule: messenger RNA, 1278 nt
Organism: Rotaria socialis
Lineage: Eukaryota; Metazoa; Rotifera; Eurotatoria; Philodinida; Philodinidae
Source: the annotation of a GenBank genome assembly
AUGCAUCGACCGUCAAAAACUCGAAGUCAUGGUGAUCCAGUACAAGUGCCUGGAAGCUUAACGGAACAGCUUAAUCAAGAUCGAAGCGUUACGAGUAAAAAAAAUCGACUAAAACAAAAACGAAAACAUGACGACGAUGAAGAAGAUGAGCAAAUCAUUGAUGAUCGUCUAUCAAGAAAAAUUAUUCAACAAGCUCGUGAACAACAAAGUGAAAUCGAUCAUGAUGAACUCUUAGCUAUUAGUAAAGAAGAAACAGAUUUUGAAUCAAUAGAUAAAAUAAAUAAAUUGAAAAAAACUAAAGUUGAAGAAAGUGACGAAGAGUUAAAUGAUGAAGAAGACCAAUAUGAUGAUGAAGAAGUUUCGAUCAAUGAAGAAGAUGAAAAAGCACUUGAAGCAUUUAUGAGUGGGCAACCACGACGUAUGCUUGGCGAUAUUAUUGCCGAAAAACAAGCAAAAACUGAAUCAUCUCCUGAUAAUGAUCUUGAUCCACGUAUUUCCAGCAUGUAUGAACAAGUCGGUCAAAUUCUUUCUCAUUAUCGAAGUGGCAAAAUACCAAAAGCAUUUAAAAUCCUUCCAAAUCUAUCCAAUUGGGAGCAGGUUCUUCUCAUAACACAACCGGAUCGUUGGACUGCAGCAUCAAUGUAUCAAGCAACACGAAUAUUUGCUUCAAAUAUGGAUGCUAAAAUGGCUCAAAGAUUUUAUAACAUUCUUUUACUUCCACGUAUUCGUGAUGAUAUAGAUGAAUACAAAAAACUUAAUUUUCAUCUUUAUAUGGCAUUAAGAAAAGCUUUAUUUAAACCAAGUGCCUUCUUCAAAGGAAUUAUUCUACCAUUAUGUGAGUCAGGUACGUGUACACUUCGUGAGGCUGUUAUUGUUGCAAGCGUUCUUGCAAAAAAUUCCGUUCCAAUGUUACAUUCAGCAGCAGCUUUAUUAAAAAUAGCUGAAAUGAAUUAUUCUGGUGCUAAUUCAAUAUUUAUCCGAACACUUAUCGAAAAACGUUAUGCAUUACCAUUUCGUGUUGUUGAUGCGCUCGUUCAUCAUUUCAUUAGAUUUCGUUCUGAUACACGUGAAUUACCAGUACUUUGGUAUCAAUCUUUACUCUCUUUUGUUCAAAAUUAUCGACAAGAUAUCUCAACAGAACAAAAACAAUCUUUACUUGAAUUGUUACAUCAUCAUUUUCAUCAUACAAUUGGACCUGAAGUUCGCAAAUUACUUGCCGAAUAUAAAUGUCGCGAUGAAGAAGAUGAACAAUAUGCAGUAAUGGAUGAAGCUGAUUAA